UAAGGAGUAAAUUGUCGAUAACCUCACACUUGUGUCCCUGUGUUUAAAAUCGAUAAGUGAUUGGCUUUCAUGGUGGUUAGGAUUUUUUGGGGGUCUGUAACCGUUCCCAUUAAAGGGGUUCGUCAUGGCUUUGAAACGGAGACGGGCGACAUCCCCCUCUAGCAGUGUGAGUGGAGGAGAUUUUGAUGAUAGCCAGGCUUCGUUAAUGUCUUCAAUUGGGAGAAAGAGGAGAAGGACCGUAAACAUUCCAACUGUGGAUCCUAUUGCUGUAUGUCAUGAGCUGUAUAACACAAUCAGAGAUUACAAAGAUGACCAGGGCAGGAUGUUGUGUGAGCUGUUCAUCAGAGCCCCCAAACGAAGGAAUCAACCAGACUAUUACAAUGUGGUGUCUCAGCCCAUUGACAUGAUGAAGAUUCAACAGAAAUUAAAAAUGGAGGAGUAUGAUGAUGUUGAACAACUAACCAGCGACUUUCAGCUUUUAUUUAACAAUGCAAAAACUUAUUAUAAGUCAGACAGUCCUGAGUACAGGGCAGCCUGUAAACUGUGGGACCUUUACCUGCGAACCAAGAAUGAGUUUAUUCAACGAGGGGAAUUUGAUGAGGAUGAUGAAGAAGGGUAUGAUGCUCAAGAAAAUCCUGGCGGUUCCACUGAAGAUGAGACUACACCUACCUUUUUGAAAGAGGUCUUUGAGCAGCUCCUUGAUGCUAUUUUGUCUUACACUGAGCCUACUGGUCGCCUAGUCAGCGAGCUGUUCCAGAAGCUCCCUUCCAAAAUGCAAUAUCCUGAUUAUUAUGCUGUCAUUAAGGAACCCAUAGAUCUGAAAACCAUCGCUCAGAAGAUCCAGUUGGGACACUACAGGAGUGUCAAUGCCAUGACGAAAGACAUAGAUUUGAUGGUGAAGAAUGCCAAAACUUAUAAUGAGCCAGGAUCACAGGUUUUUAAGGAUGCUAAUACCAUUAAAAAGAUUUUUGCACAAAAGAAGUCCGAGAUGGAGCACGGAGAGCCAAUCAAGUCCAGCAUCCGCAUCAGGAACAGAAGGUCUGCCCAAGGAGACCGCCUCUCCGCUAUCACGAUGGCUCUUCAAUAUGAAAGCGAUGAGGAGGGCAUACUCUCUGGGUCUGUCCACUAUGACGAAGGGGAAUCAGAGGCAGAGAGUAUGACGUCUAACAUGGACAUGACUAAUCCCAUCUUCCAGCUUUAUGAAGCUGUGCGAGGUGCCAGGAAUAGCCAGGGCCAGCAGAUUUCUGAGCCUUUUUCGCAGCUGCCCUCUAGGAAGGAAUAUCCUGACUAUUACCACCAGAUUAAUCAGCCCAUCUGCCUGCAUCACAUCAAGAACAAGAUGAAGAACAACGAGUAUGAGAGUGUUGAGCAUAUUGACUCAGAUCUGACGCUGAUGUUUGAGAAUGCGAAACGCUACAAUGUUCCUCACUCCUCCAUCUACAAGCGCGCUCUCAAACUUCAACACAUUCAGCAGACAAAGAGAAAGGAGCUUCUGCAGAGAGAUGAUGACGAUGGUGACAGCAUGCUCUCGUCUGCUACGUCUGACACCAGUAGCACAAAAAGAAAAAGUCAUAAGAAGAAUACAAAGAAAAACCGAAUGAAAGCUCUCUUAGCCGGUGUGAUUGAGGCACGAGAAGUUGGCACUGGUCGUAGGCUCUGUGACCUUUUCAUGGUGAAGCCGUCGAAGAAGGACUAUCCUGAUUACUACAAGGUUAUCCUGGAACCAAUGGACCUCAGGACCAUUGAGCACAACAUUCGAUUAGACAAGUACAUGACUGAAGAUUCAAUGAUCGAGGAUAUGAAGCUGAUGUUCCGCAAUGCACGCCACUACAACGAGGAAGGCUCACAGGUCUACAAUGAUGCAGACAUUCUUGAGAAGAUCAUGGAGGACAGACGCAAGGAACUCGGGCCACCAACUGAUGAUGAUGACAUGACAUCUCCAAAACUAAAAAUAAGAAAGAGCAGCAUUAAUCCGAAGAAGUCUAAGUACUUGACACCCUUACAGCAGAAACUAAAUGAGCUCUAUGAAGCUGUUAAGAACUACACAGAUAAGCGCGGCCGUCGCCUCAGCACCAUCUUCCUGCGACUUCCGUCUCGAGCGGAGCUACCCGAUUACUACAUCGCUAUCAAGAAACCGGUGGAUAUGGAGAAGAUCAAGAGCCACAUGCUGGCUAACAAGUACCAGGAUGUAGAUGCUCUGGUGGACGACUUCGUGCUCAUGUUCAACAAUGCCUGCACCUAUAAUGAGCCCGAGUCUCUGAUUUACCGCGACGCUCUGUUGCUGCACAGAGUGCUUUUAGAGACAAGACGUGACCUGGAGGGAGGAGACGAUGCUCAUGUGCCCGACGUGCCCCGCCUCAUCCAGGAACUUGUCCGCAGUCUCUUUGUGUCUGUGCUCGGUCAUCAAGAUGAUGAAGGACGGUGCUACAGCGAUUCGCUCGCUGAGAUCCCCGCCGCUGAUCCAGCAAAUGUUGACAAGCCACCACUUAAUUUUGAGAUUAUCAGGAAAAAUGUGGAUCGGGGCUGUUACAAAAGACUGGAUGUAUUUCAAGACCACAUGUUUGAAGUUCUGGAAAAGGCCAGACGGUUAAAUAGGACAGAUUCAGAGAUCUUUGAAGAUGCUGUAGAGCUGCAGCAGUUCUUCAUUCGGAUCCGAGAUGAGCUGUGUAAGAACGGAGAGAUCUUGAUGUCUCCUGCCCUCAGCUACACCUCUAAACAUUUACAUAAUGAUGUGGAAAAAGAGAAGAAGGAAAAGCUUCCCAAAGAGUUUGAGGAGGACAGAAUCAAGAGAGAGGAGGAGAAAAGGGAGGCAGAAAAGAGGGAGGACCCUGUCGGAGGUUCAUGGCAGGUUCAGCGUACUUACAGCCAGAACUGCAGCUUCAAGGAUCGCAUGUACCAUGUGGGAGACUACGUAUACGUGGAGCCUGCAGAGCCCAACCUUCAGCCACAUAUAAUCUACAUUGAACGCCUUUGGCAAGAUGAAACUGGGGAGAAGUGGCUGUACGGCUGUUGGUUCUACAGGCCGAAUGAAACGUUUCAUCUGGCCACAAGAAAGUUUUUGGAAAAGGAAGUUUUCAAGAGCGACUACUACAACAAAGCUCCCAUCAGCAAGAUUCUUGGAAAAUGUGUAGUCAUGUUUGUAAAGGAGUACUUCAAGCUUUGCCCAGAAGGAUUCAGAGCAGAGGAUGUCUACAUCUGUGAGUCUCGCUACUCUGCCAAGUCUAAGUCCUUCAAGAAGAUCAAGCUGUGGACCAUGCCCUUGAGCUCCAUGCGGUUGGUUCCCAGAGACGUACCCUUGCCUGUAGUCCGUGUAGCUUCUAUGUUUGCUUGUAAACAAGAGGAGAAGACUGUAGAGGAGACUGUAGAGGAGACUGUAGAGGAGCCUGUAGAGGAGAGCAAAAUGACAGAGGCCGUUAUGGACAAGGAAACCAAUUUGUGUCUACAGGAAAGAGAAGAUGUCCCAUUGGAUAUGCCCAAUGGGGAGUCUGGUUGUCAAUACUAUGAGCAGCUCUGUUACAACAACCUGUGGCUUAAAGUGGGAGAUUGUGUCUAUAUUGGGUCUCAUGGACUGGUGCGCCACAGAGUGGGCAGAAUUGAGAAAAUGUGGAUGCGUGAUGGAGCAGGGUACUUCUUUGGCCCCAUCUUCAUCCACCCUGAAGAGACGGAGCAUGAACCGACUAAGAUGUUCUACAAGAAGGAAGUGUUCCUUAGCAACAUAGAGGAGACUUGUCCCAUGACCUGCGUUAUAGGAAAGUGUGUUGUGGCAUCCUUCAAAGAAUACUUGUCAUGCCGACCCACUGAAGUUCCUGAAGAGAAUGUUCUUCUGUGCGAGAGUCGCUACAUUGAAAGUGAAAAACAGAUGAAGAAGUUCAAGGGUCUUAAGCGUUUUUCACUCUCAGGGAAGGUGGUGGAGGAUGAAAUCUACUAUUUUAGGAAACUUCUGGUUCCACAGAAAGAACCGUCUCCUCUCUUAGACAGGAAAAUUCAGGAACUGGAGGCUAAAUUUGCUGAUAUGACAGACGAAGAGCUAGAGGAUCUUGGUGAUGAUGAUGGCGACUUAGGGGACCAGUCUCUUCCUCAGAUGCAGUCUUCUAUGUCGAGUGACAUAGAUAUCAUGCCUUACACCCCUCCACAGUCCACCCCUAAAAUCAUAAAGGGGCUUACGAAGAAGGAAGGCUCUAAGCGGAAGAUCAACAUGAGUGGUUACAUCCUGUUCAGCAGUGAGAUGCGAGCAGUCAUCAAAGCCCAGCACCCAGACUUCUCCUUUGGGGAACUCAGCCGCCUCGUUGGAACAGAAUGGAGAAACCUGGAGAGCUCCAGGAAAGCAGACUAUGAAGAGCGAGCAGCCAAAGUGGCGGAGCAGCAGGAGCGUGACAGGACCUAUCAUCAGACGUCCCCUAGAGCAGGUACCCCAGUAGGGGCACUGAUGGGGGUGGUGCUUCCCCCAGCCCCCAUGGGGAUGCUAAAUCCCAGCAUGAUGCCUGUGUCAGGUAUGAUGGGUGAAUAUAGAUCAGCUAUGAUGCAUCUGCAUGGCCCUUUUGAAGGCCUGGUUAGUAUGACUGGCAUACCACCACAUCACAUGGGGGUACCUCUCUUUCCCCAACAUCUCCUGCCCGUUAUACCUGGGUUCCAUGGAAUGCCAUCCUUUGGAGUCAAUGGCAUGGGAAGUGGACUCGCAACAGGAAACAUUCAUGGAUCUCAGAUGGGGUCAGGGCAACAGGCUCCACCACCAUACCCUGGACAAGGCCAGACGGGACAACCAGCUCUCCAGCAGCCCUCCACACCAAUGUUUGUGUCCCCACCAGCCAAAUCUCAGCGCCUGCUUCACUCUGAGGCUUACCUCAGAUACAUUGAAGGCCUUUCCUCAGAAUCCACCACCGUCAGCAAGUGGGACCAGACUCUCAAAGUUCAGAAACAAGAUGUGCGCCUAACAAAAGAGCAAGAGAGUAGACUACCAACCCACUGGCUGAAGAGCAAAGGGGCGCACAAGACUAUGGCAGAUGCACUUUGGCGGCUCCGGGACCUGAUGCUGCGGGACACCCUAAACAUGCGUCACAUGCACAACCUAUAGAGUGCUAAUGUUCUGAGCCUCUAUUCUCAAAACCUGUGUAACAGGAAGAGAUUUAAAAGUCUUCAUGUUGUGUUGUUUAAAAGAAAAACAUGUGCUUUCUUCGUUGAAACUGUUUUUGUUUUUGGUUUACAUGUUGGAUAUGUUGUUCUAAGUGCAUUGUUAUUACUAGACUGCCUGUUUGUGAUGAAGGCCUUCAUGCGUUCACAAUAAAAUAUGUGAAGAAUUCA
Messenger RNA from Cololabis saira (Pacific saury), 5298 nucleotides. RefSeq names its product protein polybromo-1-like. The coding region runs from base 125 to 5071 and encodes 1648 amino acids. Lineage: Eukaryota; Metazoa; Chordata; Actinopteri; Beloniformes; Belonidae. Gene Ontology annotation, molecular function: protein binding; chromatin binding. Gene Ontology annotation, biological process: chromatin remodeling. The transcript has 30 exons. Gene Ontology annotation, cellular component: RSC-type complex. The record is from RefSeq and is a predicted model, not a curated record.